CCUAGUUAGAUUACAAUAUUUAUUUAAGAAUUUGACUUAAAUUAUAAAUAGGAUUAGUAUGUAUAUAUUCCUCUCUGUUUCCUUAGGCUUUCAUCAAACAAGAGAAAAAGAAAAGGUAGCAAAAAUGCUUCUAAGAUGCUCAUCACCGCCAGUCUUCACAACGUGCAUUCCUCAGAGCUUGCCUGCGGUUGACUCCUCACGUAGGAUCCCAUCAAAACCGAUUUCCUUGACAGCGUCAUCGAUGAACACAAUCCAAAGAACAUGGCCGGAGAGAAAGACGAGGCAAAUGGCUAUUCCAAGGCAAAAGCUACCUAGCAGUCAGAGAACAACUCUCUGUUAUGUCGGUGGCGGUGUUGGUGUCAGGGCUGGAGGAAAAGGGCUAGGAGAUUGGGGUCAAGGGGAGCAAAUUUUGGACGAGUAUUACCAGAAUAUGAUCAAAACUUACUCUGGAGACACCCUUCUUCUGACAAAUUACCUUAAAUUCUUGAUAGAGGUACGGGGUGAUUUUCUGAAAGCUGAGGAGUAUUGCGAGAGAGCCAUUUUGUUGAAACCAGAUGACGGGGAAGUUUUAUCAAUGUAUGGAGAUUUGAUAUGGAUUAACCAUGGAGAUAGAUCUCGUGCUCUACAUUAUUCUCAUCGAGCUGCUCAGACUUCCCCUGAUGACUGCCAUGUCCUUGCAGCUUAUGCUCGACUUGAGUGGGCUGCUGGAAAAGAAGAAGAAGACAAGGGGAAGAAAGAUGAGCAGAAAUUUGAACAUCAAACAUUGUACUAAAACUUCAACAUACACACCCUGGCUGUCACGGUCUUAAAGAAAAAACGUGAAUUCUACAUCGAUUUAUUAUAUUUUUAAAUCAAAAUGGUUACUAUUUUACAAAUUGAUAUAAAUCCUGAUCAGGAUCUUGCUCUUGUAAUCAGGUGCUUCUUAUUAACCUUGCUUAAUUCUGCUGCUUUUUUUUUUGUCAGGUCCGUUUGUGCAUAUAUGGUUUCUCCUCGUGGGAAUCAUUGUUCUCCAAAUUUUUUUUUCUUUGACAACCAUGCCGAAACCUUUAUCAAAGAGAGAAUCUCUCUGCCCUGAGUUCCACGCUUGAUGCCCACUUUUCCCCACGUGGUCCACAGUUGCAUUUCCUCGUAC
Theobroma umbraticum is the source of this 1132-nucleotide messenger RNA. RefSeq lists its product as uncharacterized. The record is from RefSeq and is a predicted model, not a curated record. NCBI's taxonomy places the organism in Eukaryota, Viridiplantae, Streptophyta, Magnoliopsida, Malvales, Malvaceae. Gene Ontology annotation, molecular function: protein binding.